Camellia sinensis is the source of this 1053-nucleotide messenger RNA. RefSeq names its product SEC14 cytosolic factor family protein / phosphoglyceride transfer family protein. The record is from RefSeq and is a predicted model, not a curated record. Lineage: Eukaryota; Viridiplantae; Streptophyta; Magnoliopsida; Ericales; Theaceae.
CAUCCUUCCGAAUAUUCCUUCUUUUGAGUCUCUCUCCCCUCCUUCCAUUCCCAGUCCAUCCGCUUCCACAUCUCCUCUGUUUUUUGCGGAUAAACACUUUUGUCUUGUUAUCCAUUAAUUUGCUGAGCAUAUCUCUAUCGGCAAUAAUGUCCAAUCUCAAUCUCAGUCUCAAUCUCCACCGCUUUUCGUUUCUCUCUAGAAUCGAUUCCCUCUAUAUUUAGUAGAAGCAAGAUCAUACAUUUCUUCAACCGAAGCAAGAUAGAAGGAAAUCAUGUCUUCUCAAUCCUCUCAAUUUGGUCAAGAACUUCUGAUCCAGAAGCUUGAUGUCUUUAAGAUCCAAGGCAAAGAUAAACGAGGCCGAAGCAUCCUCCGUAUUACCGGAAAGUUCUUCCCUGCUCGGAUUGUGAGUGUUGACUCUCUGAAGAAGUAUCUGGAAGAGAAGAUCUUUCCUAAACUGGAGAAGCCUUUUUCUGUGUUUUACGUGCACACCGAUGUUCAAAGGAGCGAGAAUUUUCCAGGAAUCUCAGCCCUACGAUCGAUCUACGAUGCGAUUCCGAUCAACGUCCGGGAAAAUCUGGAGGCUGUCUACUUCCUCCACCCAGGUCUACAAUCCAGGCUCUUCCUCGCCACCUUUGGCCGCUUCAUUUUCAGCGGAGGUCUGUAUGGAAAGCUGAGGUAUGUGAGCAGGUUGGACUACCUGUGGGACCACGUGAGACGGAACGAGAUUGAGAUUCCUGAGUUCGUGUACGAUCAUGAUGAGGAUCUGGAAUACCGUCCGAUGAUGGACUAUGGUUUGGAGAGUGAUCACCCGCGGGUGUACGGUGCGCCCGCAAUGGAUUCCCCUGCGCCAACGUAUUCCAUGAGGUGUAUCUCAUAAGAAGAAGAAGAUUGACGACGCCGUUUGACGGUUUGCCUUGGGAGUAAUUUUGUAAUGUAGUAGGGUUUGUUGGCGUGGGUUGGCCUUUUUUUGUCGUGUUUGAAGGUUUUUUAAGGGGGAGGAUAGUUUGUACAUAAUGUGAAUUUGGAAUGGCAACUACUGUGUUUUGACUAGAA